Gigantopelta aegis is the source of this 2506-nucleotide messenger RNA. RefSeq names its product homeobox protein Hox-D11a-like. Gene Ontology annotation, biological process: regulation of transcription by RNA polymerase II. The transcript has 2 exons. Gene Ontology annotation, cellular component: nucleus. Gene Ontology annotation, molecular function: DNA-binding transcription factor activity, RNA polymerase II-specific; RNA polymerase II cis-regulatory region sequence-specific DNA binding. The record is from RefSeq and is a predicted model, not a curated record. Lineage: Eukaryota; Metazoa; Mollusca; Gastropoda; Neomphalida; Peltospiridae. The coding region runs from base 705 to 1517 and encodes 270 amino acids.
AGACACGGAGAUAGGAAGAUCCAGACAUACGCUCCUACAACAGUUGGUGGUGAAUUUUGUUGGGAAAACGCGCGUUCCACUCACCACGUGUAUAAAUCGACGUCUGUUCGUAGGACGUGAUCAGGACGAUUUGUCGUCUGCUACUAAGGACUAGCAGAAGAUAGCAGUGGUGUCGUCUGCUACUAAGGACGGUUGCGACUAUAUGACUUGUGGCAGACAUAUUACAUUUUUUGUGUUGUUGCUGCAGACGUUUCAGUUUUGUGACAGACGUGAUGCCAAUGGACAACGGACGCAUAGGUAGUUGCUUCUACUUUUUAAUCUAACAAAGCGCGUCGUAUUCCGGGUACAGUCUUUUUCAUCAGCUUUGGUUUUAUUUUGUUUUCUGGAAACGUUUAGUUAUAAACCAGGAUAAAUAUUCUAUCGAGUGGACGUCUUGAGUUGUUGUUUUCCUGGACAGUGGAAGCAUAUGUAUAGAUAUAUUUAUUUAUCUAUUUAUUUCCUAUAAAAAAGAAAUAAAAAUAAUUCGAGACUCGAUCGUAGAUAACAUCAUACCCGACGUUGCCUAGUAAUACCGACAUAAACUCUACCCGGCUGACGUCGUCGCCAACGCGCUUUUCACAGCGUUUUGGCAACAGUCUGUUUUGAUAUUUUCAACUCUGGCCCAAACGGUGGCAAACUUGGAGCUGGGAGAGUUCUCACAAGGGAUGAUGAACCCCUACACGUUGAGAGGAUGGCACCUCCCUUCGGCCUACGGCGACACGACCAACUGCGACCGGAACUACCCGAUGUACCCGACAUCGUGGCCCUCGGGCUAUUUCUCCAGCCCCUCCGUGUACCCGUUCCAACCGGAGAGCAAGACACACAAUGCCAACGACUGGAAGCUGCAGUCGAUUUGUUCCACGACCACGGAGCCGUCCGGCCCGCGAGACGCUAACAGUUUGAUGAAACCUGGGUAUGAGAGUCUGCUCUACAAACCCAACAACGUGCGCUGCACGGAACUCGAGUGCGUGCGCGACGACCCCCAGCGAAGCUCGUGCGCCAUGUCAUGCACGUGCAGCGGUCAGCAGAGAUUGAACGUCAUAGACAACUCGUGGAGGAACCAGGAUGUUGGCGGGCCGCUGGAUUUCAACAAGGCGCAGGGGAUGUCACCCUAUCAGAGUUUUUGCAACAGAGACAUGCAACAAGCCAUACAUCUGCCUUCCACAUCACUUGCUCCUACGACGGUGACUCUUCGCAAAAGGAGGCGGCCAUAUUCAAAAUUUCAGAUCGCGGAGCUGGAACGUGAAUAUUCAACGUCGACGUAUAUUUCAAAAUCGCGCAGAUGGGAACUGUCGCAACUGAUCAAUUUAUCAGAACGUCAAAUAAAAAUAUGGUUUCAAAAUCGCCGAAUAAAAGCAAAGAAAAUUCAAAAGAGGGAGGACUUGAACGCCAUAACCCCUCUCCAGGAGUUGAACUCUGUGAACCAACUACAACCGCACGAGCAUGACGUGCUAGAGGAGGCGGGGUUGACGUCAUGAAGUUUAUGACGUCACAGAACGUGAGGGUUUACAUUUUCUCUCCCCAGACUCGGGUAUGAUCACCUUUGCAUCGUUCAAGCUUUAACACUGAAUGCAUUUCCAUCGUUAAAUCUGCUUUUGAUAAUGACAUAAAGACGAUUUAGUGUAAUGACGCCGGAAGUGGAAUCGUGUGCGAUUGUCGUAAAGUAGGUGGAUACACCGGAAGUAACUUAUCUGAUGCUCGGCAUUAGUGUUUGUGCUGAGUCUCUUUCUCCGGGCGUUGAAAGAACCGUCUAGGCGUUACAAUAUUAAUGUUAUUUUCAAAGGCGUCGAAGGAACCAGCUAGGCGCUUUAAUAAUGCUAUUUUCACCAGACGUUGAAGGAACCGUCUAGGCGAUACAAUAUUAAUGUUAUUUUCAAUGCUAUUUUCACCAGACGUUGAAGGAACCGUCUAGGCGAUACAAUAUUAACGUUUUGGGUUUUUUCAUCAGACAUUGAAGGAAUCGUCUAAGCGAUACAAUAUUAACGCGCCUUCAUCAAGAGUCAGUAGAACCAUCUAGGCGUCACAUUAUUAAAUAGCUUUCGCCAAGCGUCGAAGGAACCAUCUAGACGUCACAUUAUUAACUUUCACCAACCGUCGAGGGAACCACCUAGGCGUCACAUUAUUAAAUAGCUUUCACCGACCGUCGAAGGAAUCAUCUAGGCGCUACAAAUAGUAACGAUCACAUCCUGUGCUAAUAAACGUUUUAGUUUUAGGCAUAAUAAUGAAAUAUUGACCUCAUGUCGGUUUAAAGGAGCCUUGACCUUUUUUAACACUGUGGGUUUUUUGUGGGGGGGGGGGGAGGUGGGUGUUUGUUUGGGGGUUUUUGUCUAAAGUUUAGUUUCUUGUUUGAAAUGGUAAACAAAAUUGUAUCUAGUCAUUAUACUAUCUUCAGGGCCGUACCCUGAUCAAAAUCCUAGGGUCACUACUUUUUAUGAACAAAUGAAACACUAUACAAAUUAAACCCUGA